GCAUCUAUAGAUCUCCCUCCACCCCUCAUUCUGCACUCAUCCAUCCCUUCCUCACCCCCCCCUGCUCCUCCUCUCAAGGCCCCGUCCCCCCCUAACUGUCCCAUUCUAGCAGACAUCAUGAAUAUUUUAGAGUAGGAUACUCGUGGUCAUUGGACAGACUGCAGUGCAGCAAUUUGAUAAGAAGCUAGGGAAAGCUCUGAAAACUACCACACUACUACCACCCUACUGAGGACCAGCAGAUCAUCUUGUGAUAUACGCAGGCCAUCUAAGGAGUCCCUUAAACUUUACUGCAUAGAAAAAGCUAGCAUGGAUGUCUUUAAGAAAGGUUUCUCAAUAGCAAAGGAAGGCGUGGUGGCUGCUGCAGAGAAAACCAAGCAGGGUGUGACAGAGGCUGCAGAAAAGACCAAGGAGGGCGUGAUGUAUGUAGGUACCAAAACUAAGGAGGGUGUGGUUCACAGUGUCAGCACAGUGGCUGAGAAAACCAAAGAGCAGGCCAACGUGGUGGGAGGAGCAGUGGUGACAGGAGUAAACCAAGUGGCUACAAAGACUGUAGAAGGAGCAGAAAAUGUGGUAGCUUCCACCGGUGUUGUAAAAAAGGAGGACCUGGCACAUCCAGAAGAAGCUGCUCCAGAGGAACCAGCUGUUGAGGCCACAGAAGAAACGAAGCAGGCUGGCGGUGGAGAAAAUUAAUCAACUGUUCUUACAUGCUGCUGAAUAUCCUUGAAGAAGAUGUAUAGCUAAUACCACAUCGCUAAUACCACAUCAGGGAAGCCUUUAAUUUAGCAGUUAAAGGCAUCCACCCACUAUCCAUCGUACAGUUUAUCAUGUAGGUGUAUGGAUCCAUGUCCUGAUACUGUAUGUUCAGCUAAAGUAAACCUAUCAUGCAUCACUCAUUCCAUUUUUUGUUUCAUGCUCUCUAACAUGGGGCUCAUUCUGCAUUUCCUUUAAAUUCCUACAAUCAUGUCUAUCUAGCCAACCUUUGAUUUUCUAUAUACUGUACUUACAAAAUGACCUGUCAAAAUUUGGAUAAUUUGUUAUAUGUCGUCUGUCCUAUAACUUAUGCCAAUUCUGUAUUUUAUUUAACAUCAGUACUCAUUUUCAUGUGCAAGUCUAAACAACUAAAUCUGUAAAACUAAUCUCUGCGAUUGAACCCGCACUGUAUUGUACCACUCUUAAGUCUGUUUUGUUAACUCAAUUUUCAGUCGUUAGCAUAUCUGCACUUUAACUCCCAUAUCAGAAAUGAUCGUUCUUAAUUACACUACUAAAACUG
Pseudophryne corroboree (corroboree frog) is the source of this 1270-nucleotide messenger RNA. It is a transcript of the gene SNCG, whose product is annotated as synuclein gamma. The transcript has 5 exons. Gene Ontology annotation, biological process: chemical synaptic transmission; synapse organization; synaptic vesicle endocytosis. Gene Ontology annotation, cellular component: neuronal cell body; cytoplasm; axon terminus. The record is from RefSeq and is a predicted model, not a curated record. Lineage: Eukaryota; Metazoa; Chordata; Amphibia; Anura; Myobatrachidae. Gene Ontology annotation, molecular function: cuprous ion binding. Bases 307 to 690 code for a protein of 127 amino acids.